CAAGGGGAUUUUGGCUAGACUACUCACCAGACGUUUAUUCAGGUGGGCGUUUAAUCGCUUUGCCAUACCUUGCAUUCUAGAACUUUUGUGCAACACCCGCCACACGUGCUGCGGCCAAAAAGGGCUCGAUUUUUCACCAGUUUGGGACUGUUCGCCGAAUAGAAAGGUUCGUCUCUGGCUACAUUCUCCUUUUGUUGAUCGUCUGGCCAAAAAAAUGAGUAAAACCAUUUCUAUCAAGUACCCGGAAGUUCCACUUGAACAUUACAUUUCCGAUGGCAAACUUGAAGUUGGCGAUAAGGUUGAGCUAAAGGGUGAACCUUUGGAGAAUGCCGUGAGGUUUUCCGUCAACUUCAUCGACAGCUCGACCGAGCAAUGCAUCUUCCAUUUGGACUUCCGAUUUAAUGAGGAAGAACCCUAUAUAAGGACUGUGGUUCGCAACACCAAUUUCCCUUAUGGCACCUGGGGUGAGGAAGAGCGUGCCGACAACCCGCUUCAAAGAGGAGAGAGCUUCAAGAUCCAGAUCAAAGUCUUGGAGGAUCGUUUUGACGUUGAAGUGAACGACGCCCAUAGUUUUGACUUUGUUCACCGUGUUUCGCUCGGCAACGCAAACGUAAUCAACAUUAAGGGAGACGUCAAGAUUAAAUCUGUUAAGAUUAAGGAGUGUUGAUCUAGUAGUAUCAUUAAAAUAUCAGAAGCUUAAGAAACUCAAGUAUCUUUGCUGCCUCUAUUGCUUUUUGCUUAAAGUUGUUUUGGGAGUUGUAAUAACAUUUUUCACUGGUGUAAUGUUUGAAUUAUUCAAAACAUAAACAUCCCAAAAUGUCUAGAUGGACAAUUUUCGCUUAAA
Messenger RNA from Daphnia pulicaria, 844 nucleotides. Its product is annotated as 32 kDa beta-galactoside-binding lectin lec-3-like. The record is from RefSeq and is a predicted model, not a curated record. Bases 215 to 667 code for a protein of 150 amino acids. The transcript is spliced from 5 exons. Gene Ontology annotation, molecular function: carbohydrate binding. NCBI's taxonomy places the organism in Eukaryota, Metazoa, Arthropoda, Branchiopoda, Diplostraca, Daphniidae.